This is a messenger RNA of Lepidothrix coronata (blue-crowned manakin), 903 nucleotides long. RefSeq names its product galanin receptor type 1-like. The record is from RefSeq and is a predicted model, not a curated record. Lineage: Eukaryota; Metazoa; Chordata; Aves; Passeriformes; Pipridae. Gene Ontology annotation, molecular function: G protein-coupled peptide receptor activity. Gene Ontology annotation, cellular component: membrane. Gene Ontology annotation, biological process: neuropeptide signaling pathway.
AUGAAGGAGCAGGAGGAGAGUUUUGUGCUUUCCCUUGGAGCCAACACCAGCAAGUGCAGCUCUGAAAACACUCAAGCAGAGGCCCCAACAUGCUGGGCAGGAGCAACCAGGGGCGGCCCAGAGGUGGUGAUUGUACCAAUGCUUUUUGGGUUGAUUUUUCUCCUGGGAAGUGGGAACACAUCAGUGUUGGUUGUUUUAGGGCAUCUUCAGCUUGGAGGACACCCAUCACAUAGUGCCACCUACAUCUUCAUCUUGAACUUAAGCAUUGCAGACUUCUCCUUUCUGCUCUUCUGUGUCCCCUUUCAGGCCACCAUGUACUCCCUGCCAGAGUGGGUCUUCUGUGCCUUCUUUUGCAAGUGGGUUCACUACUUGGCCAUGACAACAAUGCUGGUCAGCAUCUUCACUCUGGUGGCUAUGUCUGUGGACAGAUACAUCAUUGUGGUCCAUGCCAAAUGUUCACCCUGCAUCCGCAGCAAGUGCAACGCUGCCCUCAGCGUGGGUGUCAUUUGGCUGCUGUCUCUGCUCAUUGCCAUCCCUGUGGCCCAGUUCCAGGCUCUCAUGAGUGGUCAUCAGCAAGCACCCAACAGCUCUUUCUGCUGGGAACACUGGGCAAAUAGUUCAACAGCCAAGCAGACGUACAAGGUUACCAUCCUGGCAGUGGGAUACCUCCUGCCCCUAGUGCUCAUCACCUGCUGCUAUGCUAAGCAAAACUUACCAACCUCAGUAAUGCAACAUCAUCAAUGCAUCAACCCCAUCAGUUAUGCUUUCCUCUCAGAAAAUUUCCGCAAGGCCUGCUGGCAAGUCUUCACCUGCAGGUUCUUCCUGCAGCCAGUUCCCCCUGAGAAGCUGGCCAGAAUAUGCAUGGAGAACUUCUCUACCACACACUCCACCACUAAGGUGUAA